AUGGGGCAGCCAGCUGAUGGGAAGACGCUGCAGCUGUCAGAGGCGGUGGAGCUUGUUACCGGCCUGCCCCUGAAAGAGGUGUAUGACUGGCUGUCUGAUCACCAGCUCAACCAGGCCGCACCUGUGGAUCUGCGCCGAGUGAAGCCCGACUCGGCGCUGCUGGAAGAGGUGUUCCUCGGCACGCGUCCUGUGCAAGGGCUUGCUGAUGCUGAGGUGCGGGCUCUACACUAUGCAGUUCCAGCCCUCGACGUUGCUGGGCAGCCCGGUGCUGGUGUGUCAACGGCAACGGCUGAUGAUGUUGGCACCAUCCGGAGCGGCCUGCAGAAGAAAGCGGCGGGCAAGUGGACGCUCAAGUAUGUCUGCUCCCAUGCAUCCAAGUGCAGCUGCCCGUACACGCUGGAGUUGCGGCAUCCGGCUGGCAGCGAGGUGGUGAGCGUGUGGCAAACAGCGCCCCACCAGUUCCAUGACCCCACCAGCGCCGACAGCCAGGCCCAGCUCCGCAUGCACCCCCGCCUGGAGGCGAUGGCCACCGUGAUGAUCGAGAGUGGCGCCACGCCCACGUCCAUCUGCACACGGCUGAACAACAUGGUGCAUGAUCCGGCCGACCCGCUGGGCCUCGGGGGCGGGACUACUGGGCUGCAGCACUUCAGCAGCGCCCGUGUUAGCAUCAUCCCGCGGCAGAUCUAUGUGCUGAUAAAGAAGCUGCGGCGUGCUGAAGGCUUGGGCCUCACCAGCGACGUGCAGGCGAUGGCGGUUCUGAUUGAUGAGCUGAGAAGGGAGGGCUCUGUGUUGUUCUACCAGCCCUACAAACAGGCUGGCAGGCGCAGCGGGGAGCAGCCGCUGGUGAUUGUGAUGCAAGUGUCCUUCCAGGCGCGCAUGCUGGACCAGUUUGGGCGGCGGCUGGUGUUCAUGGACGCCACGUUUGGCGUCAACAAAUACGGCUACCCACUCUACGCGUUGGUGGUGCAAGAUGAGAGCGGGCGCGGGGUGCCGGUCAGCUUCAUGGUGUGCAGCUCGGAUACGGCGGAGGUGGUGGAGCACUUCCUGCGCACAUCGAUGGAAGGGGCACAGGCGGCAGGGGAUGGCACCUUCAAGUACAAGUCUAUCAUGAUCGACAAGUCGAAGACGGAGAUUGCAGCGGUGGACCAGCUGGUGUCCACCGGGCAUGCCGAAGGAUACCUGCUCUGCUACUUCCACUUCCUGCAAGAUUGGGAACUCGAUGAUGGCCUGUCCGGCUCGCCGCGCGGCAGCGGCCGCCUGCUGCAGCCGCCGGGGCAGGCGCCGCCAGACAUCACCGUAGCGGUGCCGCACGGCGGCGCCAACGGCGCCCACGCCUACGUGCCGCCGGCCACCAACAGCAGCCACCUGGGCGACUCGGACGCAGGCGAGGGCGUGGGCGGCCCCGCGGGAGGCGCCGCCUCCGGCUCCGACCUGUGGACCAGCCUGAGCGGCAACUUCUCCCGCGGCGGCGGCGGCGGCGGCGGCUGGCGCUCCGCCGCGCGCAAGCUCUUCUCGCGCGGCCACGACAUGGAGUCUGCGGGCGUGAACCACACGUACACGGGGGAGGAGAAGGCGCGGCUGAAGCAGUUCCAGAGCAUCGACUACCUGGCGCCGUCCAGCCGGGUGUACCGCCAGUGGCUCGCCGCGCAGCCCUGGGGCCGCUACUGGGACCGAUGGCUCAUGAUGGCGCUGUCGGGCAUGGCGGUGGGCCUUGUCGGCUUCUUCCUCCACUUCUUCAUCCACGUCCUGUCGGCCACCAAAUACCACGGCACGCGCUGGCUGCUGGCGCACACGCACGUGGUGGUGGGCUGGAUGUUCAACAUCACCUUUUCCCUGGGCCUGGUGUACGCCUCCACCUGGCUGGUCAUCAACGUGGCGCCCGAGGCAGCGGGGGCAGGCGUGGCCGAAAUCACCGCGUACCUAAACGGCUGCUUCAUGCCCAAGGCGCGUACCAUCCUGAACAUCAAGACCUUUGCCGUCAAGUUCUUGUCUGCGGCCACCGCCGUGGGCUCGGGCCUGCCCGUGGGCCCCGAGGGCCCCAUGAUCCACAUGGGCGCCGCCGUGGGCGCGGGCAUCAGCCAGGGCCACAGCACCACGCUGGGCAUCGACACCGGCCUCUUCCGACACUUCCAGAACCCAAAGGACAAGCGCGACUUUGCGACAGCUGGCGCCGCCAUGGGCGUGGCAGUUGCCUUCUCUGCCCCCAUCGGCGGCCUGCUGUUUGUGCUGGAGGAGAUCGCCUCGUUCUGGCAACAGGCAAGCCACCCAGCCGGCGCUGGCGCGCGGCGGGCGCGCAUGCCUUCCCUGGGCUGGCAGAUCUUCUUCGCCUGCAUGAUGGCGGUGCUGACCAGCGACACGAUGCGCUCGGCGCAGGCGGCCUGGGGCGAGGGCCAGUUUGGGCUGUUUGACAAGGAGUCGUCCACCGUGUUUUUCGAGGUGCAGACCCAGCUGACCAACCACGUGCUCAUGGUGCUGCCCGCCGCCGCCAUCGGCAUUAUCGCAGGGCUGUGCGCCAUCCUGUUCACCAUCCUCAACCUCAAGGCGAGCUGCUGCUGCUGCCGCGCUGUGGUACGGGCCCGCAACGAGUUCUUCAAGGGCAAGCCCGCCAAGUGGCGCAUGGCCGAGCCUUGCCUGCUUAUCAUCAUCUUUUGUGUGAUCAUCCAGGGAGAGACCAAGCCGCUCUGCCCUGACGGCACAUCGGAGCGGAUAAAGCGGAUAGUGGAGGAGAGCACAGAGCUCUACACAUGCAGCAGAACGGCGAGGGACUCGGAGAUCCCGCCCGAGUGGGACCCCGACGGGGCUGGCGGCAUCAGCGGCAACAUCACCGUGCCCCGCUCCUAUAAUGAGCUGGCCACGCUGAUGAGCGUCACGGCCGGCUCCGCCAUUUCCUCUGGCGUGUUUGUGCCCAUGCUGCUCAUCGGGGCCUGCAUCGGGCGGCUGGUGGGGCUGAUAGGCGUGGACAUUGCGGCGGCACGCGGCCUCGGCUCCGAGGGGGCGCCGCCGGGCGUCUUCCUGCCUCCCUCACCCUGGGCCUGGAUCGACCCAGGGGCGUUUGCGCUGAUCGGGGCGGGGGCCUUCAUGGGGGGCGUCACGCGCAUGACCCUGGCGCUGGCUGUCAUCAUUAUGGAGAUGUCCAACGACGUGCGCAUCCUGCUGCCCACCAUGGUUGCCAUCAUGCUGGCCAAGUUUGUGGCCGACUCCGCCACCCACUCGCUGUACCACGGCCUGCUGGAGGUCAAGUGCGUGCCCUUCCUGCCCAAGGAGCCCGCCACCCACAUGUCUCUAGAUCUGGUGGAGGUGCGGUACGUGAUGCACGCGCCCGUGGUGACGCUGCACGAGCAGAUGCGGCUGGGGGACGUCAGGGAUGUGCUGCGCAAGACGCGGCACAACGGCUUCCCGGUAGUGCGCGACACGCCGCAAGGCGGCGUGUGUGUGGGGCUGGUGGUGCGGGACCAUCUGAUGAAGCUGCUGGUGGAGGCGGUGAAGCGGGGCACCUGCCAGCACCUGGAGGUGCCGUUCAGCGAGCUCAACCGCCAGUUUGUGGAUGCUUCUGCGUUGGAGAGCGAGGCGGCGCAGCAGAUGGCAGUGCUGGAGGGCCGCCCGUUGACCCCCAGCCACUUCCCUAAUGACCCCAACCUGUGGGACGAGACGCUGGACCUCACCCCCUACAUCAACAGCUCAGCCAUCCGCGUGCCCGAGAGCUACACCCUGGAGCGGGCCUACAUCCUGUUCUCCACCAUGGGGCUGCGCCACCUGGUGGUGGUGGAUGAGCACAACCGCGUGCGGGGCAUGGUGACCCGCAAAGACCUGCUGGGCUACCGCCUGGAUGAGGCUGCCAAGCGGGCGCGCGUGGGCAUGCAGCCGCAGCCCGCCGGCAGCGGCGGCGUGGAGUCGCCGCACCACUUGGAGACGCCGCGCCUGGGGCCGCUCAUGCCGUCCGACGCCACGCCCGACCGCUUCUGA
Chlorella variabilis is the source of this 3963-nucleotide messenger RNA. RefSeq lists its product as hypothetical. The transcript has 24 exons. The record is from RefSeq and is a predicted model, not a curated record. Gene Ontology annotation, biological process: transmembrane transport; chloride transport. Gene Ontology annotation, cellular component: intracellular membrane-bounded organelle; membrane. The coding region runs from base 1 to 3963 and encodes 1320 amino acids. Gene Ontology annotation, molecular function: voltage-gated chloride channel activity. Lineage: Eukaryota; Viridiplantae; Chlorophyta; Trebouxiophyceae; Chlorellales; Chlorellaceae.